UUCUUCUUCCUCCUCCUCCUCCUCCUCUGCUUCUCAUGGCCGUACAUCUCCACCUCCUGUCGCCUUGCUGAAGCUGACGACCACUGCUCGUUGAGAUCCGCUACUGCUACUGCUACUGGAGUCGAGGACGAGGCGAGACGCGACGCGACGCGACGAGAGCGAGACGGAAUAAUGCAUGGCGCAACACACCUCGCCGAGCCGGGCUGAUGCAUCAUGGCUGCUCCCUACCAACCGCAAGCUCCGCAACCUGAUUGCCAUCUCCCUGCGCAACAUUUCUCUCGCACCCGCCUCGCCCGUACGGAAGAAAGGCCAGGUCUUCGACGACGAUGCUCUGCCGCAGACCCUCAAGUCGCCCGCCAAAUUGCUGGCUCUCAGGGAGCAGAAGGCCAUGGGACAUUCGCGCAGCUCAACCGACUUGCGCGCAGUCCUCGAAGAAGAAAACGCUCUCGCCGCAGACGAUGACGGGGCCAGCAGUGUUGUCGACUCGGUUUCUGGCAGUCCCGUAGCUAGCAAGAGCAAUGCAAAAGAGAAGGUGCAGAAGCCUGCCACCACCGCGCCCACACGCCCGCCUUUCAGGACGCUGAGGAGACGAAGCACGCUCGAGUGGGCCAGCGCUACGCCCCAACGAAGGCAGGAACGCCUGGAAGAUGUCACCAAAGGGCGAAUGGUGGACGUCUUCUUCAGCUUACAUGUGCAAGAUGUCGAAGAGCCUAUUUACAUCUCGGAGACUGUCGAGCAUACCAUGAACCCAACUUUUCGCUAUGUGGAUUGGGAUGCAUGUGGGCCAGGGGUCACCCGCCUUAGCAGUGUGGCUCUACGAGUGUGGAUCAAGCGCGGCAGUUGUACAGCAUGGCAGCAAUUGCUUCAAUUGAACAUUGCUCUCGAAGGCCUGCACUAUCUGGGCAGAACACUCGAUACCCUUCACUCGCCUCUUCCCGAAAACGCCAUCAUCUUGCAAAUGACAGACGGAGUGUACACCGCACCCACAGGCUCUUUGGCCGAGCUUGCGCCUCCUGGUCCCAGGAACGCAAAGCCGUUAUCAAGUACCCGCAUACUGCCGACAUCAUCUUUUGAUGCCCUGCUGAGGUUGUCCAAGCUCGACGACAGUAUUCAGGAUGCAUUGGCUACUCGUGAUCAGAUUUCGAAUGACCUGAAUGCUCUUCUACAAUCGAACGAGAAAGCUCUGGCUGAUCGUGAUGAAGUCGCCGAGGCCGAGGAUCGCUUGAAGACCAUUGAUUUCGCCAAGAAGACUGUCGAGAAACAGCUCGAGAAAGCCCGCAAGCAGCAAGAAGAAAGGCGUACCUCUUUGAGUACUAGACGUGCUCUGAUGGCUUCUGACAUAAGCACGCGCAAGAGUGACCAUCAGUCGAUCCAGAAGACCAGGCCAGAUUUUUCCAGUAUGCGCGAGGAGCACCAGGCCAAAGUAAUGGCUAUUCAGAAUCAGAGGCGUCGCAUCUGCGAAGGAUUGCUACACAUCUACCCCAUUGAGCAACUUCCUGGCAAAGUGCUCUCGUUCAGCAUUGGUGGUCUGCAUCUGCCGACAUCAGACCAUCUAGACUCUGAACCACCGGAAAUAGUAGCAGCUGCGCUUGGUCAUGUUGCACAUACUCUCCAGCUGCUCUCGUUCUACUUAUCAUAUCCUUUGCCCUAUCCCGUCACACCUCGAGGUAGCACCAGUUUCAUACAUGAUCCGAUCAGUAUACUGCAGACCAAGAAUGCGAUCACGACCGAGAAAGCUGAAGACAAACUACGAACAUACCCACUAUUCAGCAAAAGUAUGCCUCGAUUCCGGUUCGAGUACGCUGUAUUUCUGAUCAAUCAAAACGUUCGAGUGUUUCUCGAAAGCGAGUUCAGACUGCGCAUACUGGAUGUGAGACAGACGCUAGCAAAUCUGAAAUACUUGCUUUACGUUGCUACUGCUGGCGAGGGCGAGCUUCCGGCAAGAAAAGCUGGCGGGGUCCGUGGUUUAAUGCGAGUACCUGCAAUGCACCGUGCUGGUUCUGCCGACUCUGCCAGUAGUGGGCUGUCUGGCCUGACAUUGCUCAGUAACGGCAAGGCCAGAUCCCACGGGGGUGCCGCAGAUCGACUGCGAGAGAUCAGUGCAAAGGUAUCAUGAUGCCAAGUUGUAUACCUUUGGGACAUGGGAACAUACAUGUAGCUGUAACGUAUGCUUUUGGGCGACAUUGGAAGAUAUGUGCCAAAAUUCGUGUAUCCUUAAAAAAUUUGAGAGAGGUUUCCGCCUUCCUUACGGCUUGCAGCUACGCUAUGGUACUUUUAGACACGCUCCACACACCAACUGCUGCAACACCCACUGUUGCGGACGCUCUGCUCUACAUAGGUCACAGAGAUGGUAGAGAAUACUAUUACUUCGGGCUGUCCUUCUCGCAGGGGCUCUCCAGAGGCAAACAAAAGGCAAAGUGACUCCGCGAAUCCUUGAUAUAUGUCUCC
Molecule: messenger RNA, 2448 nt
Organism: Sphaerulina musiva SO2202
Lineage: Eukaryota; Fungi; Ascomycota; Dothideomycetes; Mycosphaerellales; Mycosphaerellaceae
Exons: 3
Coding region: 176-2116 (646 amino acids)
Biological process (GO): SNARE complex assembly
Cellular component (GO): lytic vacuole; endosome
Molecular function (GO): SNARE binding
Source: RefSeq, a predicted model, not a curated record